Aspergillus fijiensis CBS 313.89 is the source of this 838-nucleotide messenger RNA. Its product is annotated as putative Golgi traffic protein SFT2. Gene Ontology annotation, cellular component: membrane. The transcript is spliced from 4 exons. Lineage: Eukaryota; Fungi; Ascomycota; Eurotiomycetes; Eurotiales; Aspergillaceae. The record is from RefSeq and is a predicted model, not a curated record. Bases 95 to 748 code for a protein of 217 amino acids. Gene Ontology annotation, biological process: vesicle-mediated transport.
GCAUCCGAGCUUGCCUCCUCCUUUCCGUUGUCGCAGCCCACCUUCCCUCCCACCUAGGUCAAUCCACAGGUUAGUGGCGAAGCAAAUCGUGACCAUGACCACGACUUCCUUCCGUGAUUCCGUGAACUCAUUGGGUUGGUCUCGGAGAGAUCCAGAUCUACCGGCGCGCACCAACUCGUCAAAUGCUCCUUUCCUAUCACGGUUGCAGUCUUGGAAUCCAUUUGGGCAAGGGGAGGGCUAUCUGCAGCUGCCCACCCAUGAAGCUCCAGGAGCUCCUCUGCCAGCCCCGACUCGACGGGAAGAAGAAGAUAGUUUCUUUGCUUUAAGCCGAUGGGACCGGAUGCUCAUUUUCAUUGCGUGCAACCUGGGUGCUGCCGUCUGCUUCCUUAUUUGCUUUUUCCUCUUUCCAGUCCUGUCGCUCAAACCCCGCAAAUUUGCCAUCUUAUGGUCCGUCGGUUCUUUGCUAUUCUUACUAUCAUGGGCAGUCCUCAUGGGACCUAUGGUCUAUGCCAGGCAUUUGGUCUCGGGAUCACGACUGCCAUUCACGGCCGCCUAUUUCGGUUCGAUCGCCAUGACCCUCUACUUUGCCAUUGGGCUCCAUUCCACCUUGUUGACCCUGAUCUCGUCGAUCUUCCAGCUCACCGCUCUGCUUUGGUAUCUUGUCAGCUAUUUCCCAAUGGGUAGCACCGGUUUGCAAUUCAUGGGACGAUUUGGCGCGCAGCGUGUCACGGCAUGGAUGACCAGCUGAUGACCUUUGCCCCUUUCUGUAUAGAGUAACGACGCGACGUUUGUCUUUUUGUGGUCUGCUGUAGACACCUUCUUGUAUAUUACCGCAUCU